AGCGAGAAAGACUGGCGAGUGGUGAACAGAUAGAGAUCUUCAAUAGUCAGAUUUUCUCCAGUUCUUCAGCAAAAUCGAUUCAACCAGACUGUGUAUAUGAAAAGAAAUUCCCAGGCUCCAGAUCUUCCUGGACCACUUCAUACAACAAAAUUAUCAGCCUUCUGAUCCACUGAUGGCUGUGAAGAAGUGGGAGUAUACCCCCUUCCCACUUGGUCCAACAGCAUGGACUCGAUGGCCCUGAUUAAGAUUGAUCUCACAUGCAGUUUUGAAGAUGACACCCAAACAUGAAAAACAGGAAUUUGUAACAGUUUUGGUAAGAGACCCCAGGAUUCAAAAGGAAGACAGUUGGCACUCACAUAUAGACUAUGAAAUCUUCAUUCAUACAAAUAGCAUGUGUUUUACAAGAAAAACCUCAUGCGUUCGGCGGCGCUUUCGAGAAUUUGUGUGGCUUCGUCAGAGACUCCAGAGUAACGCUGUACUGAUACAAUUGCCGGAACUUCCGUCCAAAACUCCCUUUUUUAAUAUAAAUAACCCCCAACACGUUGACCAUCGUCGGCAAGGCUUGCAAGACUUCCUCCAACAGAUCCUCCAAAAUCCACUACUGCUUUCAGACAGUAGACUUCACCUCUUCGUACAAACCCAGCUAAGCCCAGAAGAGAUUGAGGCGUGUGUAUCCGGACAUACUAAAUACUCCGUGGCUGAUGCGAUCCAGGAGUUUGCCUCUAUGAAACGACGUUUCCCUGUAGAACAUGAAGAGAAGAAAAAAGAAGAAAAUUAUGCGGAUUCAGAUUCUGAGAGUUCAUCCUCAGGGCUUGGACACAGCAGCGAUGAUAACAUUUCACACGGAUGCAAAGCAAACACAGUUCCCGAAGAACCCUGAAAUAUCAUUGUAUAUUGGUAUCACCGAAAUGACAGAUACCACCUUCCAUUGUGGUUGAAAGUUAUAUGUUACACUUCCAUCCAGUUGUCAAAGCUUUGUAUUUUCUCUGUUCACCCAUUCAUUCAUUUAUUCAUUUCACACUGGUAUGCAGUGACAGACCCUCCAAUAUGGAAUCAUUCAAAUAUUGCUGUACUUAAAUAAAUUGGAUUCUUUUACACUAUUUCUAUGAAACUGUUACAGUAUGAGGUCAGAGUAAGAACAAAACUAUAAUUAGAUCUUGAAAGUGAUACUGGAGAGUCUAACUCCUGGAAAUUCACAAAAUCAUCUCCACUUUAAAAUGACAAUUCAACUGUCCUUCCAGUCUGGGGUGAUCUACAUAAAUAUAUUAUUGAAACAAAACAACCUUUAAGUCCAUACCUUCACAAAGAAGUAAGUGAUGGACUGAGAUUACUCUUUCAGUUGGCUAGUUAAAACUAUUUCAACUUUGGCUCCUAACAGUAAAUCUAGUGUUCUAGUCAUAAUUAAUGGCCAUGAUCCAGUGUAGAGUGAGAAAUGCUUAGGGCCAUUUAAUAUCAAUAACUUUAUACACAUCUAACCCUGUACUAAACCGGAGGCACUGGCUGUAUGAUGUCUGUCUUUCUGUUGUUGUUACUGUUGCCAAGAGAAGUCUUUUGAUACAACAUAUUGUUAGAGACUUUAGUUAUAUUUUGAAAGUAAUUUAAAAAUGAAGUUUCUUACAGUGAUGUAGCAAUAGGAUGGAACACUCAAAGGAUGGAAUUAUUAGAAACAACCCUCUAAGUGAAGUGACCUAUGGAAGUUUAUGGUGUUUUUUCAGAGGCACAUUUAAAGAUUCCAGCUGGGUAGCUCCAUAAAUUCAUUCAUGUGUGUUUUGACAGCUCCAGUAGAACUCCUCUGGUACCCUGUCCAAAAUGCAUGUACUUGGAAACAUUCGGAUCAAACAAAGUAUCUGAAUUUUAAGGAAUGGAUGGGAGGAGGAAGGGAGCAGGUAGUUACUUUGAGCAAAUUAUUUAUUUGGUCCGCACUUCUUAAGAUAAACAUCAAAGUUUCUGCAGACAAAACUAUCCCCUGAUCUCUGAUAGAAACUUAGCAGCAAAAUAUACUUAGGCAACUAUUAGAAAAUUUAAUUAAAGCUGCAAGUAAAACGGUCUGUAAUUGUUAGCGUAGGGUGAACAAAAGCAAUCCAAAAGAAAAAGCUGUCUCAUAAACUGUGACAUGAAAAUAAUUUAAAAUAUUGUUGCUUAUUUUAGAAAUAUGUAUACGUGAUUUAUUAAUUUGAAGGAAUUUGUGCACUUUAAGUUUUAUAGUCUGCUGAUAAUUAGUACACAAAAUGUAAAACUCCUUUAUGCCAGAGCAAAGCCAGGAAGAAAUAAUUAAAAUAUGAUCCUGCAUAUUUACUCAGAAGUAAAUUCCAAUGAUAUCAGUAGAGCUUAUUUCCAUUUAGGGGAUAUAAGACUGCAUCCAGUUACUUCAUCCUAAAGGUCUUGAAGCUACAGCAAACAAAAGAGCAAACUUUCAAAGUCAGAAUUUAUUUCAAAGCAACCAAAUUCAGUGAUCAGUUCUUGUAUUUAUUACCUUUUGCACAAAUUACACAUUGUUACACUGUUUGCUUCCUGUACUUUUAGACAGCCUUUCCGGUUGUUGUUGUUUUUUUAAAAAAAAUACAAUGUUUUAAAUGCCAAAUGUAUGAAACACUGGAAUGCUGAAUAUCGUAUGCUCUAAUGUUUAAUAUGUAUGGAAUGUGUUUGUAUUUUGUCAUAUUUCAAAAUAAAAUGUUCUAUAUUUAAUUGA
Molecule: messenger RNA, 2689 nt
Organism: Sphaerodactylus townsendi
Lineage: Eukaryota; Metazoa; Chordata; Lepidosauria; Squamata; Sphaerodactylidae
Gene: SNX10
Product: sorting nexin 10
Exons: 10
Coding region: 272-880 (202 amino acids)
Biological process (GO): intracellular protein transport
Molecular function (GO): phosphatidylinositol binding
Source: RefSeq, a predicted model, not a curated record